UCCCGCCCCCUCUCCUUGCGUGCGGGGCUUGGCGGGCGGCGUUUGGCGCGCUGUACUGUAAGGCAUUGAAGUUUUCCUGGCCGGUGCUUGGCAUAGCAUGAUGGCGCAGGGCAUGCCAGCCGGUUUCCCCACUGUGCAGGCAGGGCUGCGGGAGGCCUUGUUGGAGACCCUGAGUGGCAUCCUGUCUCCGGGACACGAGGUGCGGGCGGCGGCGGAGGAGCAGCUGAAAGUGCUGGAAGUGACGGAGGAAUUCGGCGUGCACCUGGCUGAGCUGACGGUGGAUCCACAAGGUGCUCUGGCUAUCAGGCAGCUGGCGUCAGUGGUUUUGAAGCAGUAUGUGGAAAAUCAUUGGUGUUCUCAAUCGGAGAAAUUCAGGUUACCUGAGACUACUGAAAGGGCUAAAGUAGCAAUCCGUCACCUGCUUCCUCGAGGACUUAGAGAGUCCAUAAGUAAAGUACGUUCCAGUGUAGCAUAUGCAGUGUCUGCUAUUGCACAUUGGGAUUGGCCUGAAGCCUGGCCGCAGCUUUUUAACCUGCUCAUGGAGAUGCUAGUAAGCGGUGAAGUCAGUGCUGUCCAUGGUGCCAUGAGAGUCUUGACAGAGUUCACUCGUGAGGUGUCUGACACACAAAUGCCUUUGGUAGCUCCUGUCAUUCUCCCAGAGAUGUACAAGAUCUUUACUAUGAGCGAGGUAUAUGGAAUUCGUACCCGUUCUCGAGCUGUGGAGAUUUUUACUACAUGUGCACACAUGAUCUGUACGAUGGAGGAGCUGGAAAAGGGUGUGGCGCAUGCGCUCAUCUUUCCAGUGAUACAGCAAUUCACAGAGGCAUUUGUCCAGGCCCUACAAAUGCCUGAUGGCCCCACUUCUGAUAGUGGCUUAAAGAUGGAGGUGUUAAAGGCUGUCACUGCACUGGUUAAGAACUUCCCUAAACACAUGGUGUCCUCAAUGCAGCAGAUUCUACCUAUUGUAUGGAAUACAUUGACUGAGAGUGCAGCUUUUUAUGUUCGGACUGAAGUAAAUGAUACAGAAGAGAUAGAGGAUCCGGUGGAUUCAGAUGGUGAAGUCUUAGGUUUUGAGAACCUGGUAUUUAGUAUAUUUGAAUUUGUGCACACAUUGCUGGAGAACAAGUUCAAAGGAACUGUGAAGAAAGCUCUGCCUGAACUGAUUUAUUAUAUUAUCCUUUACAUGCAGAUCACAGAAGAGCAGAUAAAGGUGUGGACCGCAAAUCCGCAGCAGUUUGUUGAGGAUGAAGAUGACGACACCUUUUCUUACACUGUCCGGAUAGCAGCUCAGGAUCUUUUACUGGCAGUUUCUAGUGAGUUCCAGAAUGAAAGUGCAGUUGCACUUGCUGCUGCUGCCACUCGUCACUUCCAGGAGGCUGAACAAAUAAAGAAUCAAGGUGUAGAGCACUGGUGGAAGAUACAUGAAGCAUGUAUGCUGGCCUUGGGUUCAGUGAAGUCUAUUCUUACCGAGGGCGUUCAGAGUGGAAGAGUCCAGUUUGAUAUGCCUGGAUUUUUGACUGGAGUUAUUCUUUCAGAUCUCAACCUUUCAGUUUCACCCUUCCUACUUGGACGCUCUCUCUGGGCAGCAAGUCGAUUCACAGCUGCUAUGUCUCCUGAAUUGAUACAGCAGUUUCUCCAGGCAACAGUGAGUGGACUUCACGAUAAUCAGCCACCAUCCGUGCGCAUUUCUGCUGUCAGAGCUAUAUGGGGGUAUUGUGAUCAGCUCAAGAUCUCGGAAAGCACCCAUGUUCUUCAACCCUUUCUGCCCAGUGUGGUUGACGGACUUAUACACCUUGCAGCACAGUUCACUUCAGAAGUGUUGAAUUUAGUAAUGGAAACCCUGUGCAUUGUCUGCAGUGUGGAUCCAGCAUUUACUGCCAAUUCUGAAUCUAAGAUCUGUCCUUUUACCAUUGCCAUCUUCCUCAAGUACAGCAAUGAUCCUGUUGUUGCAUCUUUGGCACAAGACAUUUUUAAAGAACUGGCUCAGAUAGAGGGCUGCCAGAGUGCCAUGCAAAUGCGACUCAUUCCAACUCUUGUUAGCAUAAUGCAGGCUCCUCCUGAGAAAAUUCCAAGUGGUCUCUGUGCCACCUCAAUUGAUAUUUUGACCACAGUUGUGAGGAACACAAAACCACCUCUUUCAGAACUUCUUAUCUGUCAAGCUUUUCCUGCAGUCGCUCAGUGUACCCUGCGUACAGAUGACAAUACAAUCAUGCAGAAUGGUGGCGAGUCUCUUCGCGCCUAUGUUUCGGUUGCACUGGAGCAAAUUGCACAGUGGCAGGAUGAUCAAGGACACAGUGGUCUUUGGUAUGUCAUGCAAGUAGUUAGCCAGCUUCUGGACCCUCGAACAUCUGAAUUCACAGCGACAUUUGUGGGGCGUCUUGUAUCUACUCUUAUUUCUAAGGCUGGUCGCGAGUUGGGUGAAAAUUUGGACCAGAUUUUGAGAGCAAUUCUCAGCAAGAUGCAGCAAGCAGAGACUCUCAGUGUCAUGCAGUCCUUGAUCAUGGUUUUUGCACACCUUGCAAACUCGCAGUUGGAGCCAUUGCUUGAAUUCCUUUGCAGUCUUCCUGGCCCUACUGGUAAACCAGCUCUAGAGUUUGUCAUGUCAGAGUGGAUGAGUCGACAGCAUUUGUUCUAUGGGCAGUAUGAAGGCAAAGUCAGCUCAGUAGCUCUUUGCAAAAUUCUUCAGUAUGGCAUUACUAUGGAUGACAAGAGACUUCAAGAUAUCAAAGUAAAAGGAGAUGAAAUAUUUGAUAUGCAAGAAGGUAUCCGCACUAGAUCAAAGACAUCCAGAAACCCUCAACGCUUUACAACCAUACCUUUAUUGAUUAAGAUUUACAAAUUGAUAAUUAACGAAUUGUCAAGUGUAAUUGAAGCCAAUGCAACUAGAAAUGUAGAAGAGGAAUGGGCCCAAGGUAACGAUGAUACCAGUGAUAUGUGGGAAGAUGAGGAUGAUGAUGAUGAAGGUUUGGCUGGACAGCUUUUAUCCGACAUAAUUUCUGGCAAUAAAUAUGAUGAAGAUUAUUAUGAGGAUGAUGAAGAGGAUGAUCCUGAUGUACUGAAGGACCCACUAUACCAAAUUGAUCUGCAAACAUACCUGACAGAAUUUCUGCAACAGUUUGCCCAGCAACCUUGUUACUCUGCUUUCUCUAAUCUUUUGAAUGACAAUGAACGUCGAAUCCUUCAGUCAAUUGGUAUAUGAGAGAUCAGCAUUCAGCAAAUGAGAAAUCCCAAUCAAGCACUUACUGCCAGGCCCGAUUGCUGGUUGUACAAGCUGAGAAACUGACCCACUCUGUUUCGAGGGGUGGAACCCUGUAGAUGUCGUCUAUUUUUUAUUUUUGUUUCAGAUUUGGAGAGACUCCUAUAUUGCCAUAAACAUAAAACAGAUAAUAGGGUUAUUGUGGCAAACUGAGUGGUAAGAAGUGCGGCAGUGAGUAGCUGUAGUCUCAACUCUCUCAUGAAUUGUACAGUGUGACAUUAAACUGAGGUCACUGGUAACCAGCAACACAGUCCACAACAUUUAGCACUAUGGUUCUAGUACGUCUCCAGUCGGUAAUACAUUUUUCUACCAUAGUAAUAUUUGAAAAGUACAUGGUGCCUUUUACUAUAAUGCAUAGUAUUAAUAAUGUAAAAGGGCGAAAUGCUGUUGAGUGGCAAGUCAACUUCUGUCCUUUGGGUCUAGUCACCUGCUCUCAGGCUGGAAAGUGUGGUAAGGGGAAGGGGCAAACCACAGUAGCCAGGUCUUUUUGUGCUGCUAUAGAAUAAUGUACUGUCUGUAAGAGCGCAGUAAGAAAAUCAGGUCACUGAGGAUUUAGUUGGAUCCUUUGGUUUUCUCUUUGUUAUAGAUUUCUUAAAAUAUUUGCAAAAAGGAUCCAUAUUUCUGAAGGUUUUUAAACCAGUCUGAGCAGUGAAAUAUGUUAUACUAAUUAUCCCCAAUUUAAGGACUUGCUAAAUAGCAACCGAGAAACGGCAAAGGCACUUCAUGAAGGAGGUACUCUUUAAUCAUGUGCCGGUAUAUGCAUAUCAGUUUACAAACAAAUCAGUGAAUCUGAAGACAUUUGAUGUGUUUUCUCCUACGUCCGUCAAGAAAAAUAAAAUAUAUAAAUAAUUUAUAUCAUGUAAGGUCUCAGACAUAUUCUGUAAUAUUAACAAAGACAUGUCUAGGUGUUUGCCAAGCAAAACGUAUAUUUGGAACAGUGUUACAUAGGCUGAUGAAAUGAACAGCCUGUGACAGGUAAACUACUUUGAUUAUUGAUUAAUUUCCAUUCCACUGUAGCUAUGUUAAAAGAACUCCCACCCAAAAAUUUUCUCUGACCUGCUAGAAAGGUACAUGAUAUAACCUGUAGCGACUAAUUUUCUUACCAGUGACUGUCUUUGUGAGUUAUCCUCUCCCUUCUGCUUCUCAGCUGUGUCAUGUGACCAGCAAUCAGGCUCCAAAUAACACAGCAUCUUGUGUGUGGACAGGAAGUCAGUUUCUCUAUGUAUUCGUAUGGGAGCCUCGGUCUCAUAGGAGUUAAUAGAGACAUAACUGGCUUCCUGUCCUGUCAGUUGGAGAUCAGAGAGUUGGUCAAAUGACACAAAUACAGUCACUGACGAGAAGAUCACAUUCACUACAGCUUACACUAUGUACCUUUCUAGCAGGGCACAGAAUAAAAUGUUUACCAACUGAAUUGAAGUUGUUUUUUUUGUUUUUUUUUUGUAUUUCCCCUGCACAAAAAUGUUAAUCGGUAAGUCUACUUUCACAAUGGCGUUUUGGCUUUCCGUUUCUGAGAUCAGUCAUGGGCUCUCACAAGUGGUCCAAACGGAUCAGUUUUGCCCUAAUGCAUUCUGAAUGGAAAAGGGUCUGCUCAGAAUGCAUCGGUUCACUCUCCAUUCCACUCUGGAGGCGGACACCAAAAUGCUGUCUGCAGCAUUUUGCUGUCUGCUUGACAAAAUGUUGCCAAACAGAUCUGCCCUGACACACAAUGUAAGUCAAUAGGGACGGCUCCGUUUUCUGACACAAUAGAAAACUGAUCCGUCCUCCAUUGAUUUUCAAUGGUGUUCAAAACUGAUCCGUCAUGUCUAUAGAAGACAUAACC
This is a messenger RNA of Bufo gargarizans (Asiatic toad), 5075 nucleotides long. RefSeq names its product importin 9 (gene IPO9). The record is from RefSeq and is a predicted model, not a curated record. Gene Ontology annotation, cellular component: nuclear envelope; cytosol. Gene Ontology annotation, biological process: protein import into nucleus. The transcript has 24 exons. Gene Ontology annotation, molecular function: small GTPase binding. The coding region runs from base 98 to 3199 and encodes 1033 amino acids. Lineage: Eukaryota; Metazoa; Chordata; Amphibia; Anura; Bufonidae.